CAGACCACUUCCUAACAAACCUCACAACCCAACGACCUGACUAACGGCCUAACGGCCUAACAAGCCAAUCAUGGCCUCAGAUGGCUAGGUUAUCUGGCCAAUCGGGUGAUAGCUACUUGGGACAGAUUGCCAGGCUGUGCGGCUGCUGUACUGGUGACGUGGGUGAUCGUACCACAUCCGGAUCCUUUCCAUUCUGUUGCUGCAGGUAGUGGUGAUGACGUGGCAUAUUGACAAAUAGUCCUGCAACACACGUUACCCCCCUCCUUUAUCUUGUCGGUUCAUCUUGCGGCUGCUACAAGACGGCAAAUGAUGAGGUAAAAAUUAUUUGCAAGUACAGAAACUAAACCAUGAUUUCCAUGAAAAGGCUCUGGGGGAGAGAGCAGGGUCCAUCCCUAGACAAAACGGAUAAGCCAUCAUUAUGGGUCGGAAGUUACGGCAUGAAGGUGCUUUACGCAGCGGUUGAGCCUACUGUCGACAUCGUCUUUGUACAUGGACUCACCGGGCACCGGGAACGGACUUGGACUGCCCAAAGCGGCUGCGGACUCUGGCCGCAAACGCUCUUGCCGAAGGAAAUUCCCUCGGCGAGGAUCCUCACUUACGGAUAUGACGCGAAUGUUGUUAAGAUGUGGUCCUGGGUGUCCAGCAACAACCUUGCCGACCACGCCAAAAACCUCCUGUCAGCAUUGGCUACCUGCAGGAAUACCGACACCGAAGCUAUGAAUCGGCGCCUGAUUUUUGUUGCGCACAGCCUUGGUGGGCUUGUUUGUCAAGAAGCUCUUGUGCUGUCGAGCCACAGCGCUGACAAGCAUCUCCGAAAGAUUCUCGAAUGCACUAGGGCAAUUGCCUUUGCCGGAACGCCGCACUCCGGGGUAGGUAUGGCGGCAUCCGUUGAGCGGGUGGCCAGAUGGACAGAUCUUGUACGCCACACGAAUCCGCGCAUCAUCGGAGCGCUCGGGAGAGACUCGGAGGUCCUGUCUCAGAUCCAGCAUGACUUCCAUUCCAUAUUGCGGUUCAGGGCCGACAAUGGCUACCCGAAGAUCGAGAUAACAUGUUUCUACGAAGAGGUUUCGCUCCCGGGCAUCGGCGAGGUAGUCGCGAAGUCCUCGGCAACCAUCCCGGGGUAUAUAGCGAUUGGCAUCCAUAGCAACCACAUGGAUAUGGUGCGCUUCCCAACCCAGAAUGAUCCAGGCUUCGUUAGUGUCGCGGGUGAGUUGCGAAGAUGGGUUAUGGACAUGGAUCCGUCCUUGGACAGCAAAGACAUAUCCAUGUCCUUGGACAGCAAGGACAGAUCCAUGUCCUUGGACAGCAAGGACAGAUCCAUGUCCUUGGACAGCACGGACAGAUCCAUGUCCUUGGACAGCACGGACAGAUCCAUGUCCUUGGACAGAUCCAUGGCAAUGGUGGCAGCUGAGGAUGAAGACGCGAUUCCCGACGACGUCGCUCCAGCCAAGACAGCACAACAGUCGAUACUAGGAAUAACCAUCGGAGGAAACGUUAUAAAAUCUAUUGUCAGCAGCAGCAUAACGGUACACGGCAACUUGGUGUUCAGUCACUGAUAAUUGAAUCUUGACGCUCAUCGCAAUCGGCGUCUCAUCACUGGAAGGAGCAUUCAUCAUUGAAAGGAGAAUAAACGAGGUAAACCUGCAUAUACACGUCUUGGACAUGGGGAAGGAGCAUAAGCGAGGUAAAGCUGCAUAUAAGCGUCUUGGGUAUGGGGAAGGAUCAUGGAUAUCAAAUGCUGGCGGAACAUCGUGUUACAUAAUUAAGAUCAAAGCUUUUCUCCCAAUUACACAUAAAUUGAC
Phialemonium atrogriseum is the source of this 1802-nucleotide messenger RNA. RefSeq lists its product as uncharacterized. The record is from RefSeq and is a predicted model, not a curated record. Bases 348 to 1556 code for a protein of 402 amino acids. Lineage: Eukaryota; Fungi; Ascomycota; Sordariomycetes; Cephalothecales; Cephalothecaceae. The transcript has 5 exons.